Molecule: messenger RNA, 3585 nt
Organism: Ceratosolen solmsi marchali
Lineage: Eukaryota; Metazoa; Arthropoda; Insecta; Hymenoptera; Agaonidae
Gene: Asator
Product: tau-tubulin kinase asator
Exons: 14
Coding region: 73-3369 (1098 amino acids)
Biological process (GO): protein phosphorylation
Molecular function (GO): protein kinase activity; ATP binding
Source: RefSeq, a predicted model, not a curated record
CUAAAUAAUUGCGGAAAACCAGUGUUAAAGCAUGUAGGUGACGAAAGUACUGAUCAAAACAAUAAUAUUACCAUGACAAGCCAGGAUCUUCUGCAACCUGGUCAUGUUGUUAAGGAACGAUGGAAAGUUACAAAAAAAAUUGGUGGUGGUGGAUUUGGAGAGAUCUAUGAGGGUAUAGAUUUACUAACGCAGGAACAAGUAGCAUUAAAAGUGGAGUCAGCACGACAUCCAAAACAAGUUUUGAAAAUGGAAGUAGCUGUACUUAAAAAACUUCAAGGAAAUGACCACAUCUGCAGAUUUAUAGGCUGUGGAAGAAAUGAUAGAUUUAAUUAUGUUGCGAUGCAAUUACAAGGAAAAAAUCUAGCAGAAUUGCGUCGUGCUCAACCGAAAGGAGCUUUCUCAUUAUCAACUACUCUAAGGUUGGGUCUUCAAAUUCUUAAGGCAAUAGAAAGUAUUCAUCAAGUAGGCUUUCUUCAUAGAGAUAUCAAACCGUCAAAUUUUUCUAUUGGACGGUAUCCAAACCAAUCAAGAUUAGUUUAUAUGUUAGAUUUCGGACUUGCUCGACAGUUUACAACAGGUACUGGUGAAGUUAGACCUCCAAGAGCAGCAGCUGGUUUCAGAGGUACCGUCCGAUAUGCAUCAAUUAAUGCUCAUAAAAAUAAAGAGAUGGGGAGACAUGAUGAUCUAUGGUCACUUUUUUAUAUGCUCGUUGAAUUUGUUAAUGGACAACUUCCCUGGAGGAAGAUAAAAGAUAAGGAACAAGUAGGCCAAAUGAAAGAAAAUUAUGAUCAUAAAUUAUUACUUAAACAUCUUCCUUCUGAUCUACGAAUAUUUUUGGAGCAUAUUCAGAGUUUGGAAUACGCAGAACAACCAGAUUAUGGUAUGUUAGCUGGUUUAUUUGAAAGGUGUAUACAGCGAAGAGGUAUACAAUCAAGUGAUCCUUAUGAUUGGGAAAAACCAACUGUUACCACUGACGGCUUACCCACUACUAAAUCGUUAACUGGAGUUACUAUUCCACAAGCUCUUAUAUCAAGUACUACUAUUCAAGGUGCUACAAUGCCCAAUGUUGAUACAAAUAAUCAAGAAAAUGUUGAACCAGAUAAUAGGAAGGAACUGGAAGCUCAGCUGGAUUAUGAAAGUAUAUGUAGAAGAAGUAGAAUACGAAGAAUUGAAGAAUCUGCUAUUCCAUUUACGACAGCUAUUAGUAAUCAUGGCCGAGAUAAAAAUUGCAAUGCUACCGUGCCAAUUACAGAUAAUACGCGUCAGCAAACUGGACAGCAAGUUGCUAGUGCGUCUCCAAUCCAAGGUUCACCAAAAAAACGACGUGCAGUAUCAAUGGCUGUUGAGGCGCAGAUUUUAACUGCAUCACCAGAAAAGCAGAUGGAUAACGAAGGAGAUGCGCUCAUGGCGAGUGCGCGAUCUACUUCGGAGCUACAACGUUUUAAAGGCAUCAUUAAUACCAUGACACCUUUAAGAAAAUCAGCCAGUGGUGCAACCUUCGCUAGAUUACGAGUUAUGACGACACCUGAGACGACAACCGGUGAAUUACCCACUCCAAAGAUGCAACCUGAUAUUGACGCCUCUUAUUGCUCAUAUGAUGUAACCAAUACCAAAAAUUUUGGAAAUCAAAGUCCCGUAACAGAACAACGAGAACCACUACGUCGUGAACCGAAGCGAAAAUCGGAAAAUCGACAGCAGGUGAAAAGCGGUAGAGCAACAACGCGUGAUUGCUCAAUUACGCAAUUCGCCCAAAUCGAUGACGAUAACGUCUCUGCACUUCAACAGCUAACACGUGGUGGUGGUGGUCUUACUCUUGCUUCGCUCUGGAAAUCGCAGUUCGAUGACUCAGAGGAAACGGACAAUGAAUGGAAAGCAGAAAAUCUACAAAGUCCUGAACACAAGGGAAACAACCAACCACCAUUGAUACAUCAGUCGACGACUGGCAACGAAGUUUACGUUCCAACAAUUAUCCAAACACAAGAAUCAUUCGACGUAAAGGGCACAGCUAUGAAACAAUCUUCGUCAAAGCUCACCAUUCAACAAUCUGCUUAUAAGCAAUUUACUAAAAAUAUACUGACAUGCACAAACAAGGAUUUAUUCAGAGUCAUUGCGCCACGAAAAUGUCUUAAUAUUACAGGAAUUGAGAACUAUCCGGAACUUCAAAAAUCUUUACCUCGUGCAUGGAGCGUCCCAGCAGUGGCGUCGCAUAUUCGUAGUCAUUUGAAAGCACCCUUGGUUCAGCAAGCAGCCUUUGGCGAUAUUAUAUUUGAAGUAGAUGUAAUAAGAAAUAUAGUAAUGCGGCACAACCAGCCAAAAGCUAAUCCCUUGCCUAGAAGAGCAAGUGAACCCACGGUGAUGUUCUUGCCUUCCGAUUCGAUUAUCAACACAGCUGCUCACGAGGAAGAAGAACAGGCCAUUGCAGGUAGAUUAGAAAUUAGAGUUGUUGAUGGGACGGGUGGUGCCACGAUUGUGCAAACGAGUGCUGAUAAGGAACCUAUUCAAAAAAAAAUAAUGAAUGGUAAGACAAGCAGCCCUGUUAGUCCGAAUCUUGGUCCAGAGGAACAGUCUAUUUAUUACGAUGCAACAGAAAAUCGUGUUCCAGUAAAGAAUGUUUCGAAUAAAAUUUCAACUAUUGUAACUUCAACAAUAAUACCAAACACAUCACCAAAUAUUUUUCAUGAAACCAAAGAAAAUAAAGAUAAAGAAGUAUUGGUGAAAUCUUACAGUACUUACAGCAAAAUUCCAAUUCCUGUAAGAAGUCCCAGGUGCUCUUUAUCUGAAUCUACACCAGAGAUACAUACCCCGAACACAAAACUUGGAGUUCGCAGUGAGCAAGAGAAAACACAAUCUAUGAAUGUAUUGUACAAAGAAAAAGAAUUAAUAAAAACGAGGGUUAAGCCAAUGGCGUUAUAUGAGGGUAUACCCUGUUUACGCCGCUGUGCCACUCUUCCAGACGGCAGACCAAGUCUUUGCAGCUUGGCCUCAACUAGCUCAACCGAGGAUGAUAAUUUAAUGGGAUGUACACCGGCACUGCGACGCCGUCGCCAAAGUGAGAAAUAUGUAACAGACACAAGUCAACUAAACUUAAGAUUCCAGAGGCCAAAACAGCGCAGACCGAGGCCUAGCUCCGAGUUAUUACCGCGGUUCAACCCCUGCGGAAUUCCAACUCACUUGCUCGGCGAAGUCGUUGCUCAACAUGAAGAGAGCAGCGACAAUGACUCGGAUAGUAGCGGAAUGCAAUUGGCUGUUCGAACUCAGCUACCACCGCCACCCCCAAGCAGUUUGCCACCCCAUGCUGCAGAAAACAACGCUAGAUGCCGAAGAUUCAGGCCUAUUUCAGAUGGGGCGAUAGUUAGUAAAGAAACGUGAGGUUCAAAGCAACAUUGCAGAAAUCUCUCAUUGUGUUGUCAGUCAACAACAUUUGCCUUUUUCGGAUUCAAGAGAGUAUACAGCUUUUAUAUCUGAGAAAGCGACUGAUUUUGAAAAGGUCUGUAGCAAUUUAAAAGAAGUAGACAUGAUAUUUUCGAGUUGUAUCAUAUGAUGUCAGGGUCAUUGUUCAAAUUAGGAGCUAUAUAUAUAUAUAUA